AUGAGCGCAACGGGUCGUACCCCUUUCGCUGACUGGCUCUUCGGGAUAGUGGCAUCUCAUCCGGCCAAACCUGCUGGCCCCGGCCAGCAAUCGACGCUGCCCCUCAUCCCUGACGACCUCAAGUCUGCGUCGCACCACAACCUCGCGUCCCCUUCGGAGCGCCGCGGUGGCUCGCGAACUGCCCAGUCUACUCCAAUGCACAGUCGUGAGUCCUCCACGGUCCGUGGACGAGCUGCCGACCCUUCCGCCCUAGCCCCGACCUCCCUCCAAACCCGCCGUGGCCAUUCGGGCUCGAAAAGUCCAGAUGUCUCCUCGGCCAGCCGACCGGCCGGAUAUGACGUGGGAUUGGAAAGACGACCGUCCAACUCUUACGGUCACCACCGCCAGACCUCCAUCGUCCAUGGCAUGCAGCACUCCCGCAACCCCAGCAUGGCCGGCUCCACCGCCUCCACCAGUCCCUUGAGCCCGGAGCUGAUCGCGUCGCUGGGUCGUGGUGGAUUCGACGAGGCCACCCUCCCGACCAAACUGGACCAGCUCGACUCGCAUUCGAAUUAUUCGAGUCCGGCCACGAUGACGGCAAGCCACGGACUGGCCGGCACGCUGAGUACGAUCGAGGACAACGAUACCGAGGAGGCCAAGAUGGGGAGCCCGGCGAGUGUCGUGCAUAAACGUAUGAACUCCGGAGGGAAAGGCGCCGGAGCGACGGGGCGACGAGAUCGAUCGCAUAGUCGCUCACAUUCGAAACAUCAUUCGGAAUCGAAGACGGUGGGCGAGUAUGCGUUGCACCAUUUGUUCAACUCGUUCGUGGGACAAGCGGAUAGCAAAAUCAAUCAGGCGAUCGUGAAAUUGGGCGAGUCAGAAGCUCCGGUGGAGGAGGUUUGCGGACCGGGAGCAGACCCCAACUUCGACCAGUUGAUUUCGGCCUUGGGUCAUAUCGCGAGACAGAAACCUAAACCGUUGAUUGAUACGAUUAUGUUGUGGCGAAAGGGCAAGGGAGAUGCAGCAAGUACCGCAAGACACAUGACAAACGACCUGCCGAAACCGAUGUUGACGGAAAAUGGUGUGCUCAUGCGUCGCAACACCGAACCAACUCAGGCUCCCGGGGACCAAACGCCUACUGAUCGAUUGCAACAGCCAACACCAUUCCUCGGCCGUCACGACGAUAUUGCCUUGGUUGAACGUCGGGCUACUGUUUCAGUGUACUUGGUUUGCAGAGUUCUGAUUGAAAUCUUUAAUCAGAGCAAUCUUGCUUCAAUCACACUUGACAUGGCAGACCGUCUGGAAGACAUUGUGUUUGGCCAGAUCAAGACAGUUGAUCCAGAUCAGAUUUCCGCCUCCCCUCUGCGCAUGGCCAACUGGAGAAUCUACGGCCAACUCUUGGGCAUCAUGAGUGAACAGAAUUUUACCAGCGUCGCCAAUCGUUUCCUUGCAGAGCUUGAAAAGUAUCAAAAAGAUGAGGCGGCCCGCGGUCCUUCUCGUGAUGGCGAUGCGAAAUCCGAGCUUCUCAUUCUGGGUAUGAGAUAUUUGCGCCUUCCCACUAGUCCCGAAGGCUGGCCUAAAGCUUGUGACUUUAUGCGGUCUAUGGCUCGAUUGUUUGUCAAUGCUCACGGUCAAAAGAUCAAGCAAGCGUAUUGCUACGUGAUCGAAAAACUUCUUCUUCCCGUGGCUGCAAACCCGAUCGCUGACCUCUCACUUCCUCGAUGGAAGGAGUUUUUGGAUCUGGUGCAGCCGCGUCUGGCGCAACUUCUCACGAAGCCUCGUCACUGGGCUGCCUCUUUUUCUUUGAAUGUGUUGCUGCUAUGCAUCUCUAGUAAGGAGACGUUUUCCUCUCAAUGGUUAUCGAUGAUAUCGAGUUUGCCAGCCAAGUUAAAAGACCGUCCAACCCGUGCUCCAGCUCUCCAGGCCAUCUGCCGCCUUGUCUGGACCUACUUUUUCCGCUACUCGGACUCCCCCACCACAACAUUGCGCAAGGUAGAGGAAGUAGCAAAGAUUGCACUGCCCACUGGAAGACGGACAUACCUCAGCGCAGAGCCGGCCUUUGCGGACCCGCUGAUCCAGUUGAUUCGAAUGAUUGGAUUCAAGCACCCGGACGUUUGCUUCCGCAGUAUUAUUUUCCCCUUGAUCAACUCCGACCUGUUCUUAUCGGGCCGCGAGUUGAAGAUAGAACAGAUGGAGCCCGAGAAGAUGGUUAUUGGAAUUCGUGCCUUCUUGGCUACCAUGUCUGAUCUAGAGACGAGCGAUCAACUUUGCCCUCCUUUCCCGACUGGCUCUUUGCCAAACCCAUUUAUGGACAUCCCAGCACCUAUUAAUUUCCAUCGACCUCAAUUACUUGCAGAACCUAAAGUCGGAGCUGCGUCCCAAAAGACUGUCCCGUCUUCGCCGUGCCCGGUCAACAUCUCAAGGUUGAGUGAUAAUGUCAAGGAAUAUUAUCUUCGUUUCUGCGAAGUGCUUGGAAAAAUCACAAUCCUGUGCGACAAUACAUUUGGCGGACAGGCAGUCUUGGACGAAAAGUUUGGCGGAACAACACCUAAAACACCUAUUACAGAAGCAUUUGGCUUUGGAAGACGUGAUGACCAUUUAAGUACUUUGGACCAAAAGCAAGGGUUCUAUGACCUUCUUCAUGUCGCAGUCCAAGCCCUGCCGCGCUGUCUUUCUGAUCAUAUCCCCUUCAAUUCUCUGAUCAACCUUCUCUGUACCGGCACUGCCCAUGUCCAAUCCAACAUCGCUACCUCCUCAGCCGAAUCGCUCAAGGCUAUCGCCAGACAGUCCCAUGCCCAGCAAGUCACCAUUGGAUUUGCAAGAUUCAUCUUCAACUUUGAUGCCCGGUACUCGACAAUGUCUGACGAGGGAAUGCUCGGCCCAGGCCAUAUUGAAUCUACACUGAGACUGUAUGUUGAGCUGCUGCGAAUUUGGAUUGAUGAGAUCAAGCAGAAAACCAAGGAGGCGGCGUCAGACCAACUAGAAAAAUCUACUUCUGGCAGUCGAGCCCUGCACCUUGACUUGUCAAGUGUUCUUGCCCAUGUGGAGGAAAUCGAGUCUCAUGGCCUCUUCUUUCUCUGCUCGCAGUCUCGACGAGUUCGGGCCUUUGCUAUCAACGUUUUACGACUCAUCACCGAGUUCGACAGCGCACUCGGGAAGGAGAACACACGGAUUAUUCAGAUUCUCGAAGCUGACUCCCAACAGAUCUUGGAUUUGAAUGACGAACAUCUCACAGUUGCUGAGAGGAGUCGGAUUCAGAAGGGAAAAAGACGCAGUGCAUCACAGAAUACUCUCAUUGAGCUAUGCAGCAGCGAAGUUUCCUAUGAUUCAACACUCUGGGCUAAAGUAUUCCCGAACAUUAUUCGUGUCAGUUUCGAGGCUUGCCCUUUUGCUGUGACUCUUGGUCGAGAGAUUGUCUGCGGCCGCCUGGUCCAGAUGCAUAAGAUGAUUACAUCGCUUGCUGAACGUACGAGGCAUCCUCAAUACUCCCCGGUAGACGUUUACCAGAGCCGACCUCUGGGUCGAAGCAACAUGACGGCGGAAAUUUUGGUCGAGCAAUGGAAGCUGUACCUGGUCAUGGCCUGCACUACUGUCACCAGUGUUGGAGCGCAGUCCCAGAGCCAGCUGGCGAAUGCGCAGCACGCUCGUAAGGCCUCGAAGGGAGCACAGUCCUCGGACAAGAUUAGCUCCGCUCGGAGUCUGUUUGCGUUCGUUAUACCUCUACUCGGUGCUGAACGAGAUUCGAUCCGGAACGCCAUUGUGGUGGCACUCGGCGCUAUCCACAAGAAUCUCUACCGUACUCUUUUGGAAUCACUGCGGUAUGCAGUCACGACCUGUGACGAGGAGGCCAAAAUUCGCAUUGGGACACACCACCGCACUCCCAGCAGUCCCCAAAGAAAUCGAAACACAGACAGACUGCGCACUGAAGUGACGCACGUCUACAAGCUCACGUCUCAUUUCCUGCGGGAGCCAGAAGUCUACAAUGACGAUUGGAUUGUCAAUAACCUCAUCACGUACGCAAAAGACAUACGGAUAUUUUUGAGCGACUCCGAGGUCCAGAACGAUUGGGAGUUCCAACGAUUGCGCUUUCACUACUGUGGCCUGAUGGAAGAACUUUUCGAGGGGGUCAAUCGUACCAAAGAUCCCUCCCGAUGGAUUCCAUUUGAAUCCCGCAAGUCCGCCUUUUCCCUUAUGGAGGACUGGUGCGGGUAUUCGCCCAACCAAGCCCAGAUCUCCGAGAGAGAAGAGAAUAUGCGCAAACUUGCCAUGGCCCAGCCGCACGAGGGUGGAGAAAUGAGAAAUACCGCCGCAGCUAUGGAGAUUGAGAAAAGAAAUCUUCGCGCAGCGGCCCUCAGUGCGAUGGCUUCUCUUUGCGCUGGCCCGAUUAGUAUCACAACGGAAAGUGGGUCUGUACUCCAAUUCGAUGUCGGACGCAUGCUGUCGUGGAUUGAUAUUAUUUUCAACACUAUCAGUGACAAGUGGCAUACGAUUGGCCGUCGGGCACUGAAAAAUCUCAUUAUCCAUAAUAAGGAGCAUUCAUACCUGAUGGAGCGGUCUAUUGAGAUGUGCUAUGUGACCGAACGUCCCAAAUCUCUGGAGAGUUACUUUGAGGUUGUCACUGAGGUGCUUAUCGAGCAUCCAGACUAUCCACUUCGCUUCUGGAGGAUCUUAGGCGCAGUGCUGGUCACACUUGGCAGUGAGAAGCGUGAGAUCCGUAUGAAAUCAGCCAAGCUGCUUCGCAGGCUGGAAGAGCGUCAACAGAAGGAUUCGCGGCUUCAGGACUUUGAUAUAAGCAUUUCCGAUAAGACAACUGCGGUAUACAAACUUGCCCAGUUUGAGACGUCCAAACGCCUUGCGAACCAACACGCUGAUUUGGCGUUCACCCUGUUCUCGGAGUUCUCGCUGCAUUUUCGUAAUCUGCGCGCAGAUAGCCAGCGGAAUAUGGUUGCUGCUAUAUUACCCUGGGUUCAGAUGAUGGAGCUGCAAGUGGAUCCGAAUGGCGGCCCAACAGCUCGAUCGUACAUGCUUUUGGCGAAUCUUUUCGAAAUCACAAUCCGUUGCAGCACUGUGCUUCCGAACCAAGUACAAGCCCUGUGGCAAGCGUUGGCAACGGGGCCUCAUGGUGGCAAUGUGCAACUAGUUCUCGACUUUAUCAUCAGCCUCUGCUUGGAACGCAAAGAACAAAACUUCGUUGACUAUGCUAAGCAGAUUGUUGUCUUCUUGGCGGGGACUCCGGCUGGGUCAAAAGUGAUCGAGUUCUUCCUUCUGCAAGUGGUACCUAAGAAUAUGGUGCAGGAGCGCAAAGAUGUGACCUUACCACCCCCGGAUAUCAAGACGCUGCCAUAUGUUGCUGACCUCGGCACUGUGCUACCAGUGGGUAACAAGCAGGCUGGUCUCUCGCUUGGACAGGUAGCGCUCAUUUUUCUGGUGGAUCUCAUGGUGGCUCCCGUCACUCUGGUUUUGAGUGAUGUGAUUAAACUUCUUCAUGUCGUACUUAUCCUCUGGGAUCACUAUACUGUCACCGUUCAAGAGCAAGCGCGAGAAAUGUUGGUCCAUCUGAUCCAUGAGCUGGUUGCUGCCAAGUUGGAGGAUGAUGCUCCCGCGGAGGCUCGGCAGUCCAUGGAAGACUUUGUGGAGUCAAUUCGCAAGAGUGACCCUGCAGUGGUCUGGGAGUAUGAAGAAAACCAGAGGAAAGAGGAGGAGGCAGAUGAUCGACGCGUGCCUCCAUCUAUGGCCACGGUGACGCGUGAUGUGGUCAAAUUUCUCAGUUUUGCUUAUGAAGGCGUUGGCGAUCUAUUGGCGAAAGAGGCGCUGAACUGGGCGACCUCUUGCCCUGUUCGCCACCUUGCCUGCCGCUCGUUCCAGAUCUUCCGGUGUAUCUCGACCUCAUUAGACUCGCGAAUGCUGGCGGACAUGUUGGCUCGCCUGUCCAAUACGAUUGCGGACGAGGAGACCGACUAUCAAACUUUCUCUAUGGAGAUUUUGACCACUCUGAAGAUCAUCAUCGGUUCAUUAGCACCAGUGGAUCUCUUGCACUACCCCCAGUUGUUCUGGACAACGUGCGCUUGUCUUAAUACAAUCCACGAGAGCGAAUUUAUUGAGAGUCUUGGCAUGCUGGAGAAAUUCCUCGACAGAAUUGACCUCGCCGAUCCUGUUGUGGUUCAACAGCUUAUUGAGGGCCAGCCUCCUAAGUGGGAGGGUGGCUUUGACGGCCUCCAAGAUCUUGUCUUCAAGGGUCUCAAGUCGUCUGACUCAUUCAGUCGCACCUUGGACGUACUUCAUCGCCUGAGUGGUUUGCCAAACAACGACCUCAUUGGAGAUGGGACUCGACAGCUGUUCACUAUUCUGGCGAACCUGCCGUCUUUCCUUGAAAGCUUCGAACAGGGGUUUACAGAUCCGAAGCCUAUUAUGCAUGCUAGCUUGCUGGCGCGUGUUGCGGAACAUGAACAUUGCCCUCGUCUCGCUGCUUCGCUAUUUGGCUUCGCCAAUCAGCAAUACAAGACGGAGGGUGUCUUCCUGGACCAUAUUAUUACCGAAAUCAAGUCUUACUAUUUCCCGCAACUCGAUUUCCAGUGCUUAAUCUUCCUGAUGGGCCUUCUCACCAACACAAGCGAUUGGUUCCGUGUCAAGACCAUGAAGAUACUGUGUGUCUUGAUUCCCGAGGUCGACAUGCGUCGGAACGAGGUCACCUGCCACGGCCCGGACUUAAUUUCUCCAUUGCUGCGACUUCUGCAGACCAACCUGUGCCCCCAGGCUUUGGAGGUGCUUGACAAUAUCAUGACUGUCUCUGGUAACCCUAUGGAGCGCCAUCAUCUGCGCAUGAGUAUGGCCUCGGCGACUUCGUCUCGUGCCAUUCGCAAAGAAUACGAGCGGAUCCAGAGCUUGUAUGGUAUUCCCGAGGAAACAGGAUGGUCAGUUCCUAUGCCUGCGACACAGUCCACCAUGACUCGCAGCAACGUCCAUGCUGUCUUCUACACGUGCGCCGAGGCCGACGACAUGAACGCACAGGAUACGAUGACACCUGAUGUGGAGUUCCAUGCCGACGAGUACAAGGACUCUUUCUUCCCUAUGCGGGCGGACACGAUGAAAUCCAUCGACACGCAGACUGAUGGCAACAUGGGCGAUAUUGUCCAGAAGCUGGACAGCCUCGACGACUUCUUUGAGGAGACCGAGUCGAGUGUUCCCAGUCUCAAUUCCGUCGCUCCGUCGAUGCUACGUGGCUUCACUGGAAGUUAUGUUGACACAAAUGCCCACCUCUACGACCAGCAGACCGCACCAAUCCUACGCAAGUCGCUUGCUCGAACCGGCUCUUCCUCUUCUUUCCAUAACGGGCUUGCUGAAUCUCGUCCAACCAAUUUCCGCUUUGACGGGCCUGGAAUGCCCUCUCCUGUGACCCAUAGCCAUAGCCAUAAUCCUUCUCAAAACCUCCAACCUCUCCGUCCGGUUUCACACACUCGCUCCGUCACUUCUCCUGCCAACAACCUCUUUGUUCACACCCAGCAGCCAGUGCCGCACCAUGCUCCCUCUGUGGGCCUGCAUGAGUUUGCCUUCCUUUCCGACGACGAAAUCGACGAGGCUCAUUCGGACCUAGACGAGCGCCCGGUUGGCAAGAGACCAAUCCACCCUCCUUUGCCGCCCAUGAUUCGCAGUGCGACUGAUGGCUCUCACUCUCUCGAGUCUAUGAUCCGCAGCGGCAUGCGACGACUCACCGGCGGGGCAGCCAAUAACCGAGAGAAAGAACGCCAACGCGAUCUCCUUCGCGCCCAACAUCGUGCCAUGGUUCAAACCGCAAAUUCACCCCGGGUACCAAAAGUGCCCGAGGAGUACCUCGCCGGACCGACUAGCCACCCAACAUCUCCACGGUCAUAA
Penicillium macrosclerotiorum is the source of this 7848-nucleotide messenger RNA. RefSeq names its product putative cell morphogenesis protein (PAG1). The transcript is spliced from 5 exons. Bases 1 to 7848 code for a protein of 2615 amino acids. NCBI's taxonomy places the organism in Eukaryota, Fungi, Ascomycota, Eurotiomycetes, Eurotiales, Aspergillaceae. Gene Ontology annotation, cellular component: site of polarized growth; cell cortex. Gene Ontology annotation, biological process: cell morphogenesis. The record is from RefSeq and is a predicted model, not a curated record.